AUGAUGUCCAGGGAUAAAAACUUGUAUCCAGGAAAAUUUGAAGCUGGUCAGCAGAGCCACCUCCUUGCUCACCGUCUCCCUGGUCAUGCAUGCCUAAGCCAUGCAACCCAAUUUGUGUCCAUUGAAUCCUUUCUAGAUGUGUAUCCACCAUUCUACUUCAAUAUUUUGAUGUCCGGCGAUCACUACAUGACGGCUAUCACGUUUUACUUCUACAAUAUAUCCCCUUGCUAUUCAAAUUCAUUUUUUCGAGUUCCGGCAAUCACCCUCACCCUACCCAACUUCCUUGACAUCUCUGGCCAUCGCUACGUGGCAGCACGUAGUGCUGCCUGUCAGUUUCUCUACUUACGUCAUGUCACCCUACGGCUUAAACUCGAUUUUUCGAGUUCCGGCGAUCACCCCUCUGGACUUCCGGCAAUCGUCCUCACCCUACCCAACUUCCUAGACACUCGCUCUUACACUUUGCUGCAUUAUGCUGUGCAAAUUCAAUUUUUCAACAUCCGGCGAUCGCCCUCCUUCCUUGUCUUAUUUGUCUUCGACUAUGAGGCAUGUUACACUGCUAUUCUCCUUCUGCUUGCAAACAAUCUUUUGGCCCUCAAACAUAAGAUUACACGUCUUAUGUGUCGUUUAGUGCUGAAACAACUGCAUGCCAACACUGGUAUCCCCAACAAGGAGAUUUCCGUUUUCAAACGCGUUGCCAUCAGCUUUGCCACGUAG
Messenger RNA from Laccaria bicolor S238N-H82, 714 nucleotides. RefSeq lists its product as uncharacterized. The transcript is spliced from 11 exons. NCBI's taxonomy places the organism in Eukaryota, Fungi, Basidiomycota, Agaricomycetes, Agaricales, Hydnangiaceae. Bases 1 to 714 code for a protein of 237 amino acids. The record is from RefSeq and is a predicted model, not a curated record.